This is a messenger RNA of Darwinula stevensoni, 842 nucleotides long. The record is from the annotation of a GenBank genome assembly. NCBI's taxonomy places the organism in Eukaryota, Metazoa, Arthropoda, Ostracoda, Podocopida, Darwinulidae.
AUGAGUCGGAACAAGAGUAAAGGCAGUGCAGUGUCUCGGCUUCAGAGUGACUACAUCCGCAUGAAGAAAGAUCCUGUUCCAUACAUCGUUGCUGAGCCUCUUCCUUACAACAUCUUUGAAUGGCCUGUCCUCCAUAUUCAGCAUAGAUCUAUUUCACUUCCAAGGAAAAACUCCCCAUAUGAAGGAGGCUACUAUCAUGGGCGCCUCGUCUUUCCACCAGACUUCCCCUUCAAACCCCCAAGCAUCUACAUGCACACACCAAAUGGGAGAUUCAAGACACACACACGACUAUGUUUAUCUAUUUCUGAUUUCCACCCAGACACAUGGAAUCCUGCUUGGAAUGCCUCUGCCAUCCUGACUGGUCUGCUGAGCUUCAUGUUGGAAGAGAACAGUCAAACAUAUGGAAGCAUUGUGACAUCCAACUGGGACAAACGAGUGUUUUCACAGCAGAGCCUGGAGCACAAUCUCAAUGAUGAAACAUUCAUAGAACUCUUUCCUUCUAUUGUCAAGGAUAUAAGGGAAGAGCUACAGAAGCGCAAGCAUGCCGAGACAGGAAGAACUACUUCACGACAAGGUGCAGGAUCACCUGAUGUCAAUAUCCAGAACCCCAGUGUUGCUGGCCCUCAAUCCCCAUUCUAUAGUGCAUUAGCCAACAUGGCAGUGUUUGCUAGUGUUGCCCUAUUUGCAUACAUCAUCCGAUUUGUGAUCCACAAUGUCCAGGCUGAAUGAUGGAAAUCACUUCAGUCAACUUUCAUAAAUUAAGAUUUCAACAUUUUCAUCCUGAUUACUUUCCCUUUGAUCUAGUUUAUCAAAUGUGCAAAUAUAUUUUCUUUCUGACUCCA